CGGAACGCCGUUGUUCGUUUUUUCUCUGACGUAUUAUUCCGCGCCGGAAGUGAGGGGAGGCUGCGUUGAGUCUGGCGCUAUGGCGGCGGUAGAUAUUCGAGACAACUUGUUGGGAAUUUCAUGGGUUGACAGUUCCUGGAUCCCUAUAUUGAACAGUGGUAGUGUCUUGGACUAUUUCUCUGAACGAAGUAACCCUUUUUAUGAUCGGACAUGUAAUAAUGAAGUGGUCAAAAUGCAGAGACUCACACUGGAGCAUUUAAAUCAGAUGGUUGGAGUAGAGUAUAUCCUUUUGCAUGCCCAAGAGCCCAUUCUUUUUAUCAUUAGGAAGCAACAGCGACAGUCCUCUACACAAGUCAUCCCAUUAGCUGAUUAUUAUAUCAUUGCUGGAGUCAUUUAUCAGGCACCUGACUUGGGAUCUGUCAUAAACUCCAGAGUGCUCACAGCUGUGCAUGGAAUUCAGUCAGCUUUUGAUGAAGCUAUGUCAUAUUGUCGUUACCACCCUUCCAAGGGCUACUGGUGGCACUUCAAAGAUCAGGAAGAACAAGAUAAAGCCAAACCUAAAGCCAAGAGAAAAGAAGAACCAAGUUCUAUUUUUCAGAGGCAGCGUGUGGAUGCUUUACUCCUAGAUCUGCGACAGAAAUUUCCACCCAAAUUUGUUCAGCAAAAGCCUGGAGAAAAGCCUGUCCCAGUGGAUCAGACCAAGAAGGAGCCAGAACCUACACCUGAAGCGAUAAAAGCAGAGGAAAAAGAGACCCCCAAAAAUGUCCAGCAGACAACCAGCACUAAAUGUCCCCCUGAGAAACGAAUGAGACUGCAGUGAAUGUGGGGCUGUUGUUUCCUCAGCACCAAAGAGAAACGUACAGAAUUCCCCUUCUCGGGAUGACGUCAGCCUUCUGCAGCAAAGACUUGAUGUCAUUACAGGAUUUAAAAUUCCUUGUUACAGCUUUCUCUUUUUUAUAAGAAGCUCUGGUUCUCUAGGAAAGGAUUUAUUUCAUCCCCCUUCUUUGUGUGUUAGAUUUUUUUUCAUUAAUCUUUUAUAUGCUUUCCCACAUCGGUCUUAUGUGUAUAUAUCUGUUUAUCAAAUAAAAUAACUUUAUAGAAUGUUGGAUUUGGGAUGCUUUUUUUUUUGUUCACUAGUAAAUUGUGGUACUUUCUAAGUGUCUGGAUCUUCAUCUAGUUAGCUUUCACUGCCCAUCUUAUGGUAUAUCACCUGGUAACUUUUGUCCUUUGCAAUCUUAAAACUCUGUACGUGUAAUUAUUAGUAUUACUCUAAAGGAAGAGAUACUGUAUUUCACCACAUUUUAUGCCAAAUUUUUUGCCAAAAAGUGGAGUGCAACCAUUAUGUGAAGCUUUUAAAAAAUUGUGCCGGUAUUACUUUAAAAUCAUUUAUCACCAAACUGUCUUUGGUGCAAGAUUAGGAUGGAUGGAAUACUCGUGAAUGUACAUUAAAAUUGAAUAUUAACAAUGUGUGUGUGCUAAAAUUCUAGGCUUGCAGCUUGCAAUACGUGAGAGAUAAAUGUGUAUCCAUGUGCCACUGGUGAAUACGUUGCUGCUCUGUUUACCUGUGAAAUGGUGUGGCGAACAGAAUCAUACCAUGUGACGACUUUGCGAUGAAAGGUUACAAACCAAUCUUGGGACUGAAAAAACAGGGUGCGAUAAUUAUGUGGUGAAAUAUGGUAUUUGUUGUCAACUUUAGGGGUGACCUGUGUCAUGUUAAAUGAUUCUGAUAAGUUGGUGUUUGUUUUUUUCCAUUCCAUCCCCGACUUUGGGCAGAGAAAGGGGAAAUUAAUCAGUUAAGUGAUUAUGUAGUUAAUACGAGAUAUAACACCAAAAUAUCUGCAUUAAAUCAGGUAUAGGAUGAGCCUGGGAUUUGAAGAUAAAUCCUGAGUGCCCGGAUGAGUGAAUCUAAAAAUACAGAGUUCUGGGAAAUUUAGACAUCAGCUCAUCUGGGGCCUUAACUUGUUGCAAUGUAGGAUUUGUGAGUAUAGAGAAGGAUAUCAGGCGAGACAUGAAGAACUUGUCUCCCCCCCCCUUUUUUUUUCUUUCCUUUUUAUUAUUAUAAACUUAACAAAUAUGAAUAUUUUCAUGUACAAACAUUAGGACAUGUAAAACAUUUUCAUGUAUAAACAUUAAAAGAGGACUGCAUGUUAAACCAAUCUCUACUGGGUACAGCAUAAAUUUUAAAGAUAUAUUUCAGAUUUAAUACCAUAGUUCUAACACUUACCUAUAUCUCCUUCUGAACUUACCUGUGAUCUCUCCUGUUUAUUUUUCAGAGAUUCACUGAUGCUGUUUUAUUUCUUUUUCAUUUCCUUUUUAGUAUCAUUACCACAACCCCCACACUUCCCUUCUAACUCCUCCUCCUCAAACUAAAAGUCCUAUCUUUGUAAUAAGUGUAAUGAAAAAAAAAAAGAUCCACACAUUGGUCAUGUCUGAAAAUGAAUGUCUCAUUUUGUACCUAUAGUCCAUCAAUUUGGUGAAAGACAUGAUUCUUUAUUAGAUUAAUGGCAUUAUCAUUAGCCAUUGCAUUGACCAAGGCUUGUACAGUUGAUUUCCUUUACAGUGUUUAAGUCAUUGUAUUGUUUUGGUUCUGUUCAUUUCAUUCGGCACCCAUUCAUAUAAUUCCCAGGUUUCUGUGACUCUAUCUCUUUAUUUUUUAUGGUAUAAUAUUCCACUGCUUUCAUAUACCUUAAUUUGUUCAGCCAUUUACUUCGUUAAAUGAGCACCCAAUUUGUUUCCAACUAUUUACUACAACAAAAAUUUCUGCAAUUAAUAUUUUGGGGCAUAUGGAUAGUUUCCCCCUUUUGGUAGGUGGUAUAAGCCUAGUAGUAAUAUUGCUAAGUCAAAGGUUACACAGGUUUUCCCAGUAUAGUUUCAAAUUGCUUUCAAAAAUUAUUGGAUCAUUUAGCUCUACCAAUAGUGUAUACUAGUACAUAUAUCCUCCCAGAGCCCCUUCAACAAUUGUCAUUUUCCUUUUUUGUCAUCUUUGCUGAUCCAGUGGGUGUGAGGUGAAACAAGAGAUAUUUUACUUCACAUAACUCAGUGAUUUGUAAUUUUUUCCAUAUUGUUAAUAACUUGUCUUUCUUCCCUUGAAAAUUAUCUGUUCAUAUUCAUUGCCCGUGUUUUUUGUGCAAAAUAGCUCUUUUUUAUUUGUAUCAAUUUCUUAGAUAUCUUGGUUAUCAGACCUUUGUUACAGAAGUUUGCAGCAAAGACUUUUCUCCCAGUUAACUUUCCCUUCUAAUGUCAUUUAUCUUAUUUGUAAAAAAAAAUUUCAAUUUUAUGUAAUCAGGAUUGUCUAUUUUAGCUUCUCUCUUCUUCUUAACCAGACCCUUGUUUGGUUGAGACUCACUUCCCUUAUCAGUUUUGAGAAUAUCUCACUCCUGCUCCCUCCAGUUUGUUUAUGAUUCAGCUUUUUAUAUUUAAGUCAUGUUCAUUUGGAGUUUAUUGGGUUAUACUAUGUGAGAUGUUAGUCUAAACUUCGUUUCUGAAAGACUGCUAUCCAAUUUUUUGACCAUUUUUUUGUCCAGUAGUGAGGUCUUAGUGCAGAAGUUGGAUCCUUGGGCUUACCAACUUUAUACUGUUCAUACUUGUGUGCUUCUGGCUCUCAUAUAGUUAACCUCUUCCCCUGACGAACUUUUCUGGUUUUUUUUUAACCAGUACCAAAGAGCAAUGAUGAUUGAUUACUGCUUUGUAGUAUGGUUUAAGAGUUGGUACUGGGGGGUCCCCAUUCUCCCACCUCUUUUUCCUACUGUUUCCCUUAACAUUCUCAACAUUUUAUUCCUUCAGAUUAAUGUUGUUAAUAGAAUUUCUAGGUCAAUAUAGUAACUCUUUAGUAAUUUGGUAUGGCACUGAAUCUAUAAAUUAAUUUAGAUAACUUGCUUUUACUGUAUUGACAUUGUCCAAUAUUUCUCCAAUCAUUUAGUUCUGUCUUUAUUUCUAUAGAGUUUUUGUAGCUGUAAUCAUGCAAUUCCUGUUUUGAUGGAUGAACUUCCAGAUAAUUCAUACGUGUAACUAUUUUAAAUUAAAUUUCUUUUUCUGUC
Molecule: messenger RNA, 4037 nt
Organism: Phascolarctos cinereus (koala)
Lineage: Eukaryota; Metazoa; Chordata; Mammalia; Diprotodontia; Phascolarctidae
Gene: MED6
Product: mediator complex subunit 6
Biological process (GO): regulation of transcription by RNA polymerase II
Cellular component (GO): mediator complex
Molecular function (GO): transcription coregulator activity
Source: RefSeq, a predicted model, not a curated record